GAAUGACAUGAAUAAGAGAAAUUUUAGGCGGUGAUCCCCUUUGCAUCCACCCUUCUCCUGACUUAUUGAAUCUAUUAAAAUUAUCUUCCCCACCCAAAUCUCCACUAUAAAUACCUCGACCCACUUCAUCACCAUUCGCACAUCCCUCUCUCUCCCUCCAACAACACUACAAAUCUAUUCUCUUGCUCUUUUUUGAGUGUCUUCGUUGAGAGAGAGAGAGAGAGAGAGUGACCGAAAAUGGCAUCAAGGACUCUAGCCACCACCGCCCUCCUCCUCUCCCUCAACCUCCUUUUCUUCACCAUGGUGAGCUCCACCUACUGCCCGCCGCCGCCGCACAAGCACCACCCCCAGCCGCCGGCAAAGGCCACGUGCCCCAAGGACACCCUCAAGCUUGGGGUGUGUGCCAACGUAUUGAAGAGCCUGCUGCACCUCGUGGUGGGGACCCCACCAAAGACCCCAUGCUGCAGCCUCGUCAGUGGCUUGGUCGAUCUCGAAGCCGCGGCCUGCCUCUGCACCGCCAUCAAGGCCAACGUGUUGGGCAUCAACUUGAACGUCCCGGUCUCGCUCAGCUUGCUCUUGAACUACUGUGGCAAGAAGGUGCCUUCUGGGUUCCAAUGUGUCUAAGCUAGGUCACAUGCAUGAGGGAUGUGCUCUACAUCUCUCUAUGGGUUCUUGAUCAGAUGAAGAUGGUUUGUAUUUGUUGUUGGAAUUUGGGGUUUGUGAGUGUUUACAUUAUUCAUGAGGUGUUGGUUUUGUUGUUCCAAGAAAUGUACUAAAUUACGUGUAUGUCACAGGGUGGAGAGAUCAAGAAACAGAAUAAGCAUGCAACUUAUGUUGAUGUCUUUCUUAUAAGUCAUAAAAUAAAAGGAAACUCAUCUUCCUAUA
This is a messenger RNA of Syzygium oleosum, 885 nucleotides long. Its product is annotated as 14 kDa proline-rich protein DC2.15-like. Lineage: Eukaryota; Viridiplantae; Streptophyta; Magnoliopsida; Myrtales; Myrtaceae. The transcript has a single exon. The record is from RefSeq and is a predicted model, not a curated record. The coding region runs from base 238 to 624 and encodes 128 amino acids.